Messenger RNA from Drosophila willistoni, 2856 nucleotides. RefSeq lists its product as uncharacterized. Gene Ontology annotation, cellular component: nucleus. The transcript is spliced from 4 exons. Lineage: Eukaryota; Metazoa; Arthropoda; Insecta; Diptera; Drosophilidae. The coding region runs from base 158 to 2776 and encodes 872 amino acids. Gene Ontology annotation, molecular function: DNA binding. The record is from RefSeq and is a predicted model, not a curated record.
AUGACUUCUCCAUCUCUAUUGUGCCACAUUAUAUCUUCAUGGCCAUCAACAAAACUGCAAUUUACAACCUGACAGGCUCACAAAAAUUUGAUCUCAUACAUUUGUUGUGGCUUAAACCGAGACUAUAUAAGUUGACUAUAUAAUCCUCCCAUCAGCUAUGGAUCUGGUUAAGACAGAGCCAGAAGAAGUACAUGGGGGAGAUUCGCCCGUAUACGUUGUUGACUUGUAUAUGGACAUUGUCAAGGAGGACACUGAAAUAAGCCCAACUAAGGACAACGUUGAGGAUAUGACCAUUGAACUCGAAUCAGAACUACCUCGUGAAGAUGAUGAUGAUGAUGAUGAUGAUGAUGAUGAUGAUGAUGAUCAUGACGUUGAUGGUCAAGAGGAUGAUGAAAACAGCCAAGACGAUAUAAGCUAUAGAAUGAUUGGGCCACCCAAAGUCUGUUCUAAAUGUAAUAAAUCUUGGCAGCCGGAGUUGGUUCAGCAUAAAUGCCAUGUUAAUGAUGACCUGCCCUUUAAAUGUUCCAUAUGUCCGGAAAAGUUUAAAUUUAAGCAGAAACUGAAGGAGCAUGAGAAAUCUCAUUUGGAUUCAUGGAAUUUCAAGAUUUGUCUCGAGUGUGGAUCGGUUUGUAAAAAUGUGUAUUUUCUGAUGAAGCACAUGCGACAGCAUAAGCACGAUAAGUCGAAAUCUAUAAACUUCAAAUGUAAUUAUUGCGGUGAUAAAUCAUUUAAGAGAAAAUCCCAAUUGGAAUCACACAUGCGCCUGGAGCACCAAUGCAGCGUUUGUCGUGCAGUCUUUGAUUCCAAAGACAAGGUCAAGCUGCACGCAAGAUGUCAUUUGAAGAGAAAUCUAUCACCGGCAGAAGAUAUAGACUGUGAUAGAUCAGCUAUCAGAAAGUCAGAUAUAACUCGAACAAAUCGUCAUAACUCAAAGAAGAGUCACACAAAACCUCUGGCGAAAACUUCUGUAGUAUCCAGUACAUCCCAAGUGGAAGCUCGGCUCAAAGUUAGCCAGCAGACUGCAGCGUCAACUCCCUUGUUUUCGUGUACCCCGUGUCGCGUCAAAUUGAUAAAUGUGAGUAAAUCGAAUAAAUCAGCGAUGGAGAUAAAUAGACUCGUUUGUGCUGUUAAAGCAAUUGUGAUUCAAAAUAGGGCCAUGCGAUCUGUUGGUCGGGACUACAAUAUAGAUAAAUCAAAACUAUCUCGCUACAUAUCGAAGUUGAAUGAGGCGAAUUUGGAUCCAUCAACCGCGACUGAUGAAGAAUUGGCUGAAUUUCUAACGGUGAUAAGUGGGAAAACUGGUGGAAAAACGAUUCUGAGCGCAGAGCAAGAGAAAGUAUUAAUGAUAUAUCUUAUGAAUGCAAGCGAGAUAUACUAUGGCUUAAGUAGAAACGAAUUAAGAACAAUGGCAUAUGAGUUCACGAAAAAACUGGGCGUUGCCUAUCCUGCAGCCUGGGACGUUAAUCAAAUAGCAUCGUAUGACUGGUACUACGGAUUUAUACAUCGUCAUCCGAACCUAAUUUUAAGGACACCGGAACAAAUCAGCGCGAAUCGUGAAAUGGGCUUCACUGCAGCCAGUGCAAGUGCUUUCUUCGCUAAUCUCAGUGCUGUUCUCGAUCAACAAGUAUUUGAGCCACAUCGUAUUUGGAAUGUUGAUGAAGUAGGAUGUCCAACAGUCAGUUCAGAAAAGUCAGCAAGUCGCCGAACCAAAAAGCAAAGGACAUCAGACGAAGAGGGAAGCAAUGUGUCAUUGGCGUUUGCCGUAAGUGCCACUGGUCAAUCGAUACCGCCAUUUUAUAUAUUUCCACGGAAAACAAUGGAGAAGAAUUUUAUGGAUAACACAACACCCGGAUCAGUUGGCGUUGCCAAUGAGUCGGGAUGGAUGUCUGCCAUCGAGUUCAUCAAAUUCAUGUCACAUUUCAUAAAAUACGCCAAUGCAGCCAAAAGUUCACCCAUUCUCUUGCUCUUGGAUAACCAUACGUCCCACCUCAGUGUGGAGGCCAUAGAUAUGGCAUUGGAUCACGGCAUAACGAUGGUUUCGUUUCCCCCGCAUUGUUCACAUCGCAUGCAGCCAUUAGAUGUCAGUGUGUUUGGUCCAUUCAAAACCAUGUUUCAUCAUCAAUGCCAGGUUUGGAUUAAAAACCAUAAGGGCCAACCAUUGGAAAUACAACAUGUGCCGCAUAUCGCUGACAAAUGUCUGGAUGCAGCAGCCACGCCCAAAAAUAUAAAAUUUGGUUUCCGUGCAACGGGCAUUGUGCCAUUUGACCCGAAUGUUUUCACACCUGAAGAUUUUCUGGCAGCCACUCUGAGUGGCGAAAAUCAAUGCCCUGACGAUCAUCCCGAUGAUUGUCGAACUAUAAUGAUUAAUACUGAUGCCACAGAUGCUACCGCACAAGUGGAGGCGGCGAUAUCGGAAUUGGCAGAGCCCUGCACAUCCAGUGCAUCCACAGAUAGUAGUCUCCUGGAAGAGAUGAUUAUUCGCAGUCCCAGCGGAAAGAGAAAGGCUUUGGGGCAAACACAACCAGAGCAGAAAGAUGAGCUAGACCAGAGUACAGCCCGAAUUCUGCGACCUAAGAGAAGCUGUCGUGUAGAAGUUAUUCAGAUUUCAUCGGAUUCUGAUGGAGAAGACGACUGCAUCAUUUGCAAAAAACAAUUACCUGUGAAACUUAAUGACAAAAACUGCAUUCAUUGCAAUGUUUGUGAUCGGGCUGUUCAUUUCAAAUGUGUCAAUCUACAAGCUGCACAUUACACAUGUUUUCACUGCGAAUCGGAUUAAUUUUAUUGUUUUUUUUAACAUAAAUAAAAGUUAUUUAUAAACGUUAAACAAUAUAUUGCUACUAUAAAUUUACUCAGAAA